Messenger RNA from Prunus armeniaca (apricot), 612 nucleotides. NCBI's taxonomy places the organism in Eukaryota, Viridiplantae, Streptophyta, Magnoliopsida, Rosales, Rosaceae. The record is from the annotation of a GenBank genome assembly.
AUGGCUAUUAUUCUAAGAUUUGUUGAUGGUCAAGGAUUUAUUCGUGAGCAUUUUUUCGACAUUGUGAGUGUUGCAAACACUAAUGCCUUGACUCUUAAAAAAGAGAUAUGCAAAGUGCUUGGUAAUAAUGGCAUUCUAGUGGAAAACAUGCGUGGUCAAGGGUAUGAUGGUGCUAGUAAUAUGCGUGGUUCAUGGAAUGGAUUACAAGCAUUGUUUCUUGAAGAUUGUCCAUAUGCAUAUUAUGUGCAUUGUUUUGCUCAUCGCUUGCAAUUAGCAUUAAAUGGCGCAGCUAAAGAUGUGAAAGUUGUAUGGAGAUUUUUUUUAAUGCUGACUAACAUUGUGAAUUUUGUAAGUGCUUCUGCUAAGCGCCGUAAUGAGUUAAACUUAAUUCGAAAAACUGAACUCAAGGAGUUGUUGGAUUCUGGAGAACUUGAGACGGGUAAAGGACUUAAUCAAGCUCGUACUUGGAAACGAGUUGGAGCAACUCGUUGGGGAUCUCAUUUUGCCUCUAUUACAAGUUUGAUGAGUCUAUUUAAAGAGACUAAAUUACUUCUUUUGGAAAUUAGUGAUCAUGGACCUAACCAACAGUUUCGUGGCGAUGCAGAAGAGUAA